Molecule: messenger RNA, 564 nt
Organism: Trichoderma gamsii
Lineage: Eukaryota; Fungi; Ascomycota; Sordariomycetes; Hypocreales; Hypocreaceae
Exons: 2
Coding region: 1-564 (187 amino acids)
Source: RefSeq, a predicted model, not a curated record
AUGCAUGUAGCCACGGAUCUAGUCGAUUUGUGGAGCACACACCGGAAGGACAUCUACAGGAUGCCAGAGUUGUUUGAACCCGAGGGAAGCAAGGCGCACAGGCCGCCGCCUUUCGAAGAAUGUCGAGACGUGCUAGGAUUCUGCACUGUGUGCUUGACUGACUACGUCACCACAAUCGAGCGUGCCAAGGUGCGCGAGAUCACCCGAUCCGAAACUUCCAAAUACAGAGUUUCUGUUGGGCUGCCGCUUGACGGUUGGUCUAUCACGAUUACUGCUUAUCACCAGCUAGGACGUUGUCGCGACCCAGAGGAUUGGAAAUGGGUAACUCUCUUGGAAUCCCCACUCGACCGGAUACUCUCCAAGAGCCCAGCCAAGCGGAAUUUGGCCAUUUAUCCUCCUGGUAUAAUAAGAGAGAAAUGGCAAACUGUGGAAUCAUCAGUCAAGGAGUUAGAGCACCACAAUGAAAUCCGGGCGAACACACUAGCGUUUCAUAGUAACACAUGGCGGCAGGCGAAUACUGUUGUUAGUAGUAGAAAUUCCUAUUCCUUUGAGGCGAUUUUUUAA